Messenger RNA from Telopea speciosissima, 1901 nucleotides. Its product is annotated as F-box/LRR-repeat protein 17-like. The transcript has 11 exons. The coding region runs from base 34 to 1812 and encodes 592 amino acids. Lineage: Eukaryota; Viridiplantae; Streptophyta; Magnoliopsida; Proteales; Proteaceae. The record is from RefSeq and is a predicted model, not a curated record. Gene Ontology annotation, molecular function: protein binding.
CUUGCCUCGCAGCCUCCGCCUAUCUGAUGCUCAAUGCAGGGCCACCGCCCCAACUCCGCCACCAGCUCUCCCCGCGGCGGCACCACCAUCUCCGACUUAUCCAAUCUCAAGCGCGGUAAAAGGCGCGGGAACUACAACUGUGGCCGGUGUGGCCUCCCCAAGAAAGGCCAUUCCUGCCAUGGCGAAACAACCACCACCACAACAUCCACCGCCGACUCUUCCUCUAUCAUCGCCCCAUCUCCUUCCUUGCCCACCCCUACCCCACCACGCCAUCCCUUCUCCCACCUCCGCCGCGCACUUUCAUUUGACGAUAACGAGGUGGACGUUUCACCGAUAUCUGAUGAUGAGGAUUGCUCCGACGGAUCGCCGGAGACGGAACUCGACUCCGGUGAUGGUCGGUUGCCUUGGAGUUGCCUGUGGGAGGUAUUAAGGAGGUUGCCGCCAGCGUCGUUGUUGUCUGCGGCGAAGGUUUGUACAGGGUGGAGGGACUGCACGAGGAAGCUCUGGCGGGCGGCGGAAGAGUUGAGGCUUAGGGUCCCUGUGAAGGCCCAAGUUGGGCUUGUUGGAUCGGUGUUACAGAAGUGUUCGGGGCUCGUUAGGCUCUCUCUUAGGAUGGAAAGUGAUGUAGAUGCAACGAUGUUGGCUUGCAUUGCGUUCUCUUGUCCAAAUUUGGAAUCCUUGGAGAUCCGUACAUCUGAGUGUGCUACCAACCGGAUAUCUGGGGAUGAAUUAGGCCGUUUUGUUGCUGACAAACGAUGUCUUUCAAGCCUCAAGAUGGAAGGUUGUUCUAACCUUGGUGGUUUCAGUCUCUGUUCUUCAACUUUGUCGACUCUGUGGCUUUCAGAUCUUUUCUCUCUCUCUAAGAUGGUUUUUAACUGCCCGAAUUUAAAGGAACUUUCUUUGGAUUUCUCUCGCCAAGAGAAUGAUUGUACUGAUCUUGCUACCAUGGUGGAUGCUCUUGGAAGGACCUGCCCAAGGUUGAGAAAUAUUCAUAUUGCAUCACUUCGGCUCUCUCAUGCUGUUGUGCUUGCUCUUACUGCUGCAAACUUGAGGAAUCUGUGCAUGCUAUCUCUUGUACUUGGUUCAGAAAUCACAGAUGCCUCUGUGGCUGCCAUUGCUUCAAGCUAUGACAAUCUAGAAUUGCUAGAUUUGAGUGGGUCUAGCAUCAGUGACAGUGGCAUUGGGAUGAUCUGCAACGUGUUCCCCGAAACUCUAUCUAGACUUCUUCUUGCACUUUGUCCUAAUAUCAGCUCAAGUGGAAUCCAAUUUGCUACCGCACAAUUGCCUCUCUUGGAACUCAUGGACUGUGGAAUGACCAUAUGUGAUCCCAAUUCUCAAAAUCGAAACUCUGCAGAUGAAUCUGAUUAUGUUAACAGUGGUUGUGAACCUAAUCAUUUAAAGAAAACACCCAACAGCAAGCUGCACCAUAUUUACCAGAAGCUGAUAAUCAAACAUGGACAGUUGAAGAAACUCAGCCUUUGGGGUUGUUCUGGUUUAGAUGCCCUAUAUCUCAACUGUCCUGAGCUUAAUGAUCUGAAUCUGAAUUCCUGUACUAACCUGCAUCCAGAGAGAUUGUUACUUCAGUGCCCGAGUUUGCGAAGUGUACAUGUUUUGGGAUGCCAAGAGAUGUUGAUUGAAACAAUUCAAAGCCAGGCAUAUAGAGAUUCUGUUAAUGCAGAAGAUCAUUUUCCUUGUAAACGCUUGGCAGAUGGUUCGAAGAGGGUCCGGGUUCCUCAUUUCCUCACCCCACAGCCAUCCAAUGAGAAGGGAAGAAGGGUAUUGAGACCAAGGUGUUCUGUGCUCCUGGACUAAAUCAGUAUAAUGUUUCACCCCCCAUCUCUGCCUUACUAUCUCUCUUACCUUCAAUUUCCUGAUACUGUAGUGAGUAGUCUUUCGGGGCU